AUGAAUAUAGUCCUUUACUUAAAUGCUAAAUUAUCUCAACAGUUACUUCAAUCAACGGAUCAAACUGACGGCUUUUAUUUAAGUUUUAUGGGAUAUAAAUAUUUUGGAGAAGAACUUAAAGAUCAAAAUUAUGAUGUUGUAUAUGAUUGUGUUGGUGGUGCAGAACAAUGGAUAUCAGCACAAAAAAUAUUAAAACGAGGUGGAAAAUUUAUCACUAUUGUUGGGGAUGAUACAUCAUCUGUUAUUUCAUUAAAAACAUUAAUUGAAAUGGGUUUUAGUAUAGUAAAUAGAAAAUUUUGGUCCGUUUUUGGUUUAGCUCAUCAUGAUUAUAUACGUCAUGUAUUAUCUGAAAAUUUUCAAGAUCUUGAUGAUAUUCGAACAAAAUUCAUUGAAACGAACAAAGUUAAACCAUUGAUUGAUACAGUAUUUGAUUGGCGAAAAGAUGGUGUAGAAGCUUUAUAUUCGCUUUAUGAAAAAUCUAAAAGUGGAAAAGCACAAGGAAAAUUAAUUCUUAAAAUAGCUGAUGAAGAAUAA
This is a messenger RNA of Adineta ricciae, 534 nucleotides long. The record is from the annotation of a GenBank genome assembly. Lineage: Eukaryota; Metazoa; Rotifera; Eurotatoria; Adinetida; Adinetidae.